AUGGCCGCUCCUUGCCCAUGGGCCCCAACCAGCCAGCCAGCCAGCGAGCGUCACACAGAACCGAACAUUGUCGCCUGUUGUUAUCCUGCUGCUGCUGUUGUUGUUCUUGUUGUCGUCGUUGUCGUUGUCGCCAAUGCAUACAAGGCCCCCCUCCCCUCCCCUCCCCACUGGACAUGUAAUGUACAGUACUGCUCGACCCCCGCCACUGACCGCCAGUCGCCAGUCGCACGCCGCCGACCCAUGGCUGCUGUCGCUGCCACCGCUGCCAAGUGCUUCCGCCUGAAAUGCCUGCCUGAUCUGUUGAUGCUCACAGCGGAAUCCCCUCGACCCGAACUUGCUCUCGUUUCGCUCGUCUCACACAGCGUCGUCAUCACCGCUUGUCCAUGCCAAGAAGGCUCGUAUCAUUACCACCAAACCUCGCCGAUCCUCCAUAGCCCAUGUUUCCCCUCGACGCCAUUGGCGAAGCCGCCCGGGGCACAGUCCCCUACACACCCUGUCACUGCGUCUUCUAGGUUAGCCCCCGCCGUCACGACGCUCUGGGCGCUGCUUGUUUCCCUGCGGGCCAAACAACGUCAAACCAUUGCCUCCGUCAAAACUGCAUCAAGUCCGACGCGCGCGGUUUUGAAACUCGCCCCGUGA
Messenger RNA from Bipolaris victoriae FI3, 639 nucleotides. RefSeq lists its product as hypothetical. NCBI's taxonomy places the organism in Eukaryota, Fungi, Ascomycota, Dothideomycetes, Pleosporales, Pleosporaceae. Bases 1 to 639 code for a protein of 212 amino acids. The transcript is spliced from 3 exons. The record is from RefSeq and is a predicted model, not a curated record.